Messenger RNA from Chiloscyllium plagiosum (whitespotted bambooshark), 2507 nucleotides. It is a transcript of the gene ttl, whose product is annotated as tubulin tyrosine ligase. Gene Ontology annotation, cellular component: spindle microtubule. Gene Ontology annotation, molecular function: ATP binding; tubulin-tyrosine ligase activity. Lineage: Eukaryota; Metazoa; Chordata; Chondrichthyes; Orectolobiformes; Hemiscylliidae. Gene Ontology annotation, biological process: microtubule cytoskeleton organization; protein modification process. The record is from RefSeq and is a predicted model, not a curated record.
GGCCGCACCUCUUCCCUCCCACUUACGUCGAUUCGAGGCAUCAGCUGCUUCGAGAAGAAUGAAAUCGGGAGGAAGAGAAAAAGUAGAGGCAGAGGCGUUCGCCUGAACCAAGUCGGGUCAGAAACAAGUGUCCCAGGCGUGGGGGAAUGGGCCCAGCGGUUGCUGGCGCACGGCCGACGCCAACGUGCCGGGGCUGAGUGUCGAGAGUAGGCCGUAGCUCAGCGAACAAAGAGGUGUAAACAGACUAAAGAGAAGACCCCCCCCCCCCCCGGAGGAAUCGGAGCUACUCCUCCCACUGCCCGAACCCAAGGGGCUCACCACCCGCAGCGGGUGGUGCCGCAAGGGGAGUGCCUCUGACCUCAGGGCCACCGGGCGACGGUGCCCGACAGAGGGUCACUGCUUAGCGGGGGUUAACUAACUUAAUGCCCGGUGUGAGAGGGCUGUCAGGUUGGGCGGUCGUGCCAGUGCCCUGUCUCUUUCCCCGUGCCCAUUAUGUACACCUUUGUGGUCCGGGAUCGGAACAGUUCCAUCUAUGCAGAAGUGGGCAAAGUGCUCAUCUCCACGGGACAAUGGCGAAGACUCAAGAGGGACAACCCCAGGUUCAACCUGAUGCUGGGGGAGAGGAACAAGCUGCCUUUUGGUACCCUGGGUCAUGAACCAGGACUUGCACAGCUUGUAAACUAUUACAGGGGUGCUGACAAACUGUGCCGCAAGGCUUCGUUAGUCAAACUCAUCAAGACAAUCCCAGAACUGAUGGAAUCGUGCACCUGGUUUCCAGAAUCUUAUGUGAUCUAUCCCAUGGGUCUUCACACUACGCUGAUACCUGUGAAAAAUGGCAUUAAAGCACAAAGAAAUAACGUGAGGACAGACGAUCGGGAAGCAUUUUUGGCAUCCUACCACAAGAGAAGGGAAAAUGGAGAAAGCAACGUGUGGAUAGCUAAAUCUUCAGCAGGUGCUAAAGGUACUGGAAUUUUUAUUUCCUCUGACGCUAAUGAAUUGAUGGAUUACAUUGAUAAUCAAGGUCAAGUUCAUGUGAUUCAGAAAUACCUCGAGAAACCUUUACUUUUAGAACCAGGACAUCGCAAAUUUGACAUCAGAAGCUGGGUACUUCUUGAUCACCAGUAUAAUAUUUACCUCUACAAGGAAGGUGUAUUGCGGACUUCCUCUGAUCCAUACAAUAGCACUGAUUUUCAAGACAAAACCAGUCAUCUGACAAAUCAUUGUAUUCAGAAAGAAUACUCCAAGAAUUAUGGGAAAUAUGAAGAAGGCAAUGAAAUGUUCUUUGAAGAUUUCAAUCAGUAUUUAAUGAACACUCACAAUGUUAACUUGGAAAACACUAUUUUACCACAAAUCAAGCAAAUCAUAAGAAGCUGCCUUAUGUGUAUAGAACCUGCAAUUGGCACUAAGCUGCUUCCAUACCAUAGCUUUCAACUGUUUGGGUUUGAUUUUAUGGUUGAUGAAGAUCUCAAGAUUUGGCUAAUUGAAGUGAAUGGAGCUCCUGCCUGUGCUCAGAAACUCUAUGCUGAACUUUGUCAAGGCAUAGUAGAUGUAGCCAUUUCCUCAGUCUUCCCAUUAAGUGACUCACCGCAGAAACCGAGCCAACAAUCUGUCUUCGUUAAAUUGGGAAGUUAAUAGAAUUUUCAUGCUCGUUCUUCCACUUCACUACAUUUCAUAAUCCGAUUAGCUGUAUGUAUCAGUAUCAGCUGAACACUGUGAAUCAUGCAUACAAACUCAAUCCAUAGUCCUUAGAAGUCUAUUAAAAGACCAUCGCAUCCAUGGUGAAGGAUAAUUAUGAAAACUGUGGAGCUAUUAAGAUUGGUUACUUCUAUAAAUCAACAGCUUACUUAAUGUACAGCAUUAAGAUGCCUUUUGGAAAAUUACAAUCAGACCAUGACAAUGGGAAUUGCUGUAAACUGAUACAUGUUGCUUUAAACUCUGCAGAAAUGCUGCAAGAAUAUGCUCUGUUUAUUACGUAUGGAUAGCAGGGAUUGUGCAUCAUGGUUAUGCGAUUAGAAGUAUUGAUCUGCAUCCUGAAAAGGUUAUUAAAGUAUUGAACGGUACUUUGACUUGAUUAAAAUUUUGGCACCAUCCUUAAUGUGUAGCAAACUUUCAUAAUCUGCUGUAUUCUGCUAAUAUCACUUGUAUAAUGGUGCAUAAAGAUGGAUAUCACUGUGACCUGGCACAAACCAACUCACUGUACAUUUCAUACCAUGUAACUAGUAUGUUUACCAGUUGUGAACGCUAAGUACUUCAGAAACCAGGAAAGAAAGCGGCCAUGAACUGCUUUCGUUCUGAUUAUAUACUCAGCUUCUUUUUGAAAUAUAGCUGAUGUUAUGGAUGUGAAGAAAGCAAAGGAUUCUGCUUAUUGUUUUUAUUAUAUUUGCAGACACUUAAUCCUCUGAGAGGAGUUUUUGGGGUGGGGCAAACCAAUAGUAUUUUUAAAAUGCUAAUUUUAUGAAGGGUAAAGAAUCAUUUCCUUUUGCAUUUUUUUUCUUAGUUGGGAUUGU